ACGGACAUGGCCACCAUGUUUGGCAGCAAUCGAGGAAGACAGAGUUCUACUGAUUCGAGAAGCUUCUACGUACGGCCACAAGCCAGCAACCCGCCGAGGCAUCUCUGCAAGCGAAGCAGGUCCGAUCGAGAGCAUGCUGGUUGUCGCGUCGCCGUCGGCGUCGGGCGAGCUCGGCUCGCUGUUCGCGGCGUUCGACAAGGACGCCGACGGCAGGAUCUCCGCGGCGGAGCUGCGGCUCUGCAUGCGGGCGGCGCUGGGCGAGGACGUGGCGCCCGAGGACGCCGAGGCGCUGGUGGCCUCGGCGGACGCGGACGGCGACGGGCUGCUGGACGAGGGCGAGUUCGCGCGGCUGGUGCGCGCGGAGGCGGCGGGCGGCGGCGAGGAGGAGGAGUGGCGGCGGCGCGGGGGGCUCGAGGCGGCGUUCGGCAUGUACGCGGCGGAGGGCGAGGGGCGCAUCACGCCGGCCAGCCUGGGGCGGAUGCUCAGCAGGCUCGGCGCGCGCCGGGAGGUUGACGACUGCCGCGCCAUGAUCCGCAGGUUCGACCUCGACGGCGACGGGGUGCUCAGCUUCCACGAGUUCGAGAUCAUGAUGAUGAACGCCUGAACAAGAUGCGUCCUGCUGCAGGACAGAUUGUGAUUGUGGUUUCUCUUUCUGGCUUUGUACAGUUUUUUUUACUUUUACAAUGGGCUCUCUGUACAGUCCGUAGCUGCUGUGGACAUACACUCGGACGGAGGGAAUCCAUAGUUCAUUCAUCUUUUUUAUUUUUGAUAAGAAUAUGGUUCAUUCAAUUGUUCAUUUGUUA
Panicum virgatum (switchgrass) is the source of this 803-nucleotide messenger RNA. Its product is annotated as probable calcium-binding protein CML31. The coding region runs from base 134 to 604 and encodes 156 amino acids. The record is from RefSeq and is a predicted model, not a curated record. The transcript is spliced from 2 exons. NCBI's taxonomy places the organism in Eukaryota, Viridiplantae, Streptophyta, Magnoliopsida, Poales, Poaceae. Gene Ontology annotation, molecular function: calcium ion binding.